Phodopus roborovskii (desert hamster) is the source of this 1892-nucleotide messenger RNA. RefSeq names its product proton activated chloride channel 1 (gene Pacc1). Bases 133 to 1185 code for a protein of 350 amino acids. The transcript has 8 exons. NCBI's taxonomy places the organism in Eukaryota, Metazoa, Chordata, Mammalia, Rodentia, Cricetidae. The record is from RefSeq and is a predicted model, not a curated record. Gene Ontology annotation, cellular component: cell surface.
CGCAGAGCACCGCCACGCCUGGUCUUCUGCGGUAGACGCGAGCGGGUCUAGUUUAGUGGAGCGGGCACGUCUCGAAGCGCGCUCCUCCGCUGCGGCGUCGAGGUCCCGGGUGAGCCGCAGCGGGCUAGUGCCAUGAUCCGACAGGACCUCUCCACAUCCUACCAGGAGCUCAGUGAGGAGUUGGACCAGGUCGUUGAGAACUCAGAGCAGGCGGACGAACGCGAGCCGGAGCCAGUCCAAGUCCAAGGUCCAGGGGUCUUGCCGGGUGUAGACAGCGAGUCUGCCUCCAGCAGCAUCCGCUUCAGCAAGGCCUGCCUGAAGAACGUCUUCUCCGUGCUGCUCAUCUUUAUCUACCUGCUGCUCAUGGCUGUGGCUGUCUUCCUGGUCUACCAGACCAUCACAGACUUCCGAGAAAAGCUCAAGCACCCUGUCAUGUCCGUGUCGUACAAGGAGGUGGACCGCUACGAUGCUCCAGGGAUUGCCCUAUACCCUGGUCAGGCUCAGCUGCUCAGCUGUAAGCAUCACUAUGAGGUCAUCCCACCUCUUGCCAGCCCUGGCCAGCCUGGAGACAGGAACUGCACUACCCAGAGAAUCAAUUACACGCAUCCCUUCUCCAAUCAUACCAUGCAGUCAGCCCUGAUUGUCCAGGGGCCACAGGAAGUAAAGAAGCGGGAGCUGGUGUUCCUCCAGUUCGGCCUGAACCAGAGCAGCGAGGACUUCAGUGCCAUCGACUAUCUGCUCUUCUCCUCUUUCCAGGAGUUCAUGCAAAGUCCAGACAAGGCAGGCUUCAUGCAGGCCUGCGAGAGCGCCUACUCCAGCUGGAAGUUCUCAGGAGGCUUCCGCACCUGGGUAAAGAUGUCACUGGUGAAGACCAAAGAGGAGGACGGGCGUGAAGCUGUUGAGUUCCGGCAAGAGACCAGCGUGGUUAAUUAUAUUGACCAGAGGCCGCCCACUGAGAAGAGUACUCAGUUGUUCUUUGUGGUCUUUGAAUGGAAAGAUCCCUUCAUCCAGAAGGUCCAGGAUAUAAUCACGGCCAAUCCUUGGAACACCAUCGCACUCCUCUGUGGAGCUUUCCUUGCAUUAUUUAAAGCAGCUGAGUUUGCCAAACUAAGUGUGAAGUGGAUGAUCAAAAUCAGGAAACGAUACCUAAAAAGAAGAGGUCAAGCAACAAACCACAUAAGCUGAAGCUGCUUUGUCACAGCAUUCCGAACUGAUGGAAGCCUUAUCCUCCCGUUGACAAACCGAGCCACCAGCAAUCCUGUACUCACUUGAAGGGAAGGACAGUCUUUCAAACUGGAUGGUCAAACCUGGCCCAGGAGGAGGCUGUUCUGAGCCCACAGGCAAACACCCAGUGAAUAACCUGAAACUUAUUUAAAUCCUUAAAUUAUUAACAGACCUUUUACAGAGCUGUUCAGUGCCUUGGAGAGAGGGUUGUGGAAGGCAGCUUCUUCCUAUUUGUCCAUUAAAUAGUUAAGCUCCAGGUUAAGACUCCCACUUUACCUUAGUUUUUAUUUAUUUUUUUAAAGUGGUCUGGUAUGCCCUGCAUACAAAAUUUGUCAUGACUUUCACACCAUCCACUGUAGUUACUUAAUACCUUAUCAGUUCUUAGAUGACUAUUUUAAAUGUAGGCCCUGGUGGAACUCUCUAUGUAGACCAGGCCUGCCUCUGCUUUCCCAUUGCCGGGAAUAAAAGCCUCUAUCACCAUGCCCAGCCUUACAUAAGACUUUAAAGAAUACCAGAAUCUAGCAAUUACAUUUCUAAUGGACUAUGUGGACAACAGUGUGAGCUCAGUGGUCACUGUUGGAAGCGUUAGCACAGAUGUAUAUAAGUAGGCACCUACUUAGUCUAUCUUGAUUUCAUUAACAGAUAAAUAAAGUUGGGCUAAUACAAAA